Molecule: messenger RNA, 804 nt
Organism: Plasmodium falciparum 3D7
Lineage: Eukaryota; Apicomplexa; Aconoidasida; Haemosporida; Plasmodiidae
Gene: RA
Product: rhoptry associated adhesin
Source: RefSeq, a predicted model, not a curated record
AUGAAAAGAUUUUUUGUGUUAUUUGUUAUUUUUCUUGUGCAUAUAUGGUCAGAAAAUGUUGAUACCUUUAAAUGUAAUUAUUCGAAGAAAAAAAAAAACGGACAUCAUAUUAAGCGCCACAUAACAAAUGAUGAGGAAAAAAAAAAGGAAUACAGUUUUCUCAUGCUAGGUAAAGAAAACGAAGAAGAAAAUAAAGAAAACAAAGAAAACAAUCAAAAUGUAAAUAAAGAUAAUAAUGAUAACAAUAACAAUGAAAAAAAAAAUGAAGAACAAAACCAUAACAAUGAAAAAAAACAAGAAGAAGUAAUUAAUAACAACAAUAAUAAUGUAGAAAAUAAAAAAGAAGAAGAAAACCAUAAUAACGAUAAAAAAACAGAUGAACAAAAUCAUGUUAACGAAAAAAAACAAGAAGGAGAAAAUAAUAAACACAAAAAAGAUGACACGAUACCACCAGAAAAAAAAAUUAAUAAAGAAAAUUUAUUAGAAUAUGGUACUCAUGAUAAAGAAGGACAUUUUAUUCCUUCCUACAAAACAUUAACAGAUGAAAUCUUAUCAACAAAUAAUGCAAUGGAAAAAGCUUCGAGCUUUCUAAAAAUCGCCUGCUCUCACGUCAUGAAACUCAUAGAAUUCAUACCCGAGUCCAAAUUAUCUUCUCAAUAUAUUAAAGUUGAUAAUAAAAAUAUAUACUUAAAAGAUAUAGCUGUAGAAUGUCAGAAUAUUUAUUUCAACUUAGAAAAAUUUUCUAUGACUUUAAUUGUCUUUAAUUCAAAAAUAAACAAAUUUAUUUAUUCACAAGAAAAAUGA